AUGGAGCUCCCAAUUGAUGCUACCGCCAAGUCUGAUGUUCGUGCAGCUAUUCGGCUUUUGAACGCAAAGGGCAUUAAACCGAUUGAAAUUCCUCACCAAUUAACGGAAGUGUAUGGCAAGUCGUGCAUGGAUAUCAAAAAUGUUCGCAAGUGGUGCAGAGAUUUUGUAGUUGGCCAUACUGAAAUUCAUCUCGAAGACAGAAGUGGGCGACCAUCAAUUUCCGACGAGACAGUCGAGAUGGUUGAGCAAAUCCUGCGUGAAAAUCGGCGGAUAACUCUGGAUGAUCUCCGCAUUUUGGUUCCUGAGGUUUCCCGAAGCACCAUUCAUAGGGCCUUGAGUGAAAAGUUGCAAUAUCAGAAGGUGUGCGCAAGAUGGGUCCCACGAAUGCUCACAGAAAAGCCAUAA
Messenger RNA from Octopus sinensis (East Asian common octopus), 405 nucleotides. RefSeq lists its product as uncharacterized. The transcript has a single exon. The record is from RefSeq and is a predicted model, not a curated record. Lineage: Eukaryota; Metazoa; Mollusca; Cephalopoda; Octopoda; Octopodidae. Bases 1 to 405 code for a protein of 134 amino acids.